Molecule: messenger RNA, 1200 nt
Organism: Wyeomyia smithii (pitcher-plant mosquito)
Lineage: Eukaryota; Metazoa; Arthropoda; Insecta; Diptera; Culicidae
Gene: anox
Product: acyl-CoA-binding domain-containing protein 6
Exons: 2
Coding region: 458-1195 (245 amino acids)
Biological process (GO): proteolysis
Molecular function (GO): fatty-acyl-CoA binding; protein binding; aspartic-type endopeptidase activity
Source: RefSeq, a predicted model, not a curated record
GCGACACGCGGUGGUGAUAGAAAAAAAGUCACUUGCAAAACGUAAACACGACGAAUGCUGCUGUUUUUCACAUUUUUUACAUUUUAAGUUUAUUUCGAAAGUGUGUUUGAUAGGAAGGACAUGGCAUCUGGAGCUGCUGCUGCCGCCACCGUAAACGCGUCUCGUUCGUUGAAACUCUUCGUCGGUAACAUCCCGUGGACGGUUGGGCAUCGCGAGUUGCGUAACUACUUCGGCCAGUUCGGGAAAGUGUCCUGGGCGCAGGUUAUCUUCGACCGGCGGACCGGUCUCUCCAAGGGGUACGGGUUUGUGUUUUUCCAGAAGCCGAGCGCGCUCGAGAAUCUGCAGCAGAAGCAGAAACACAUCCUCGAGCAGUCGCCGAUUUUCUUCCAGCAAACGGAUUAGGUGGUGUGGUGAUUUUUCUAGUAGUUGUAGUCGAGAAAUAGAUUAGUUUUAAGUGAUGUCUGAUUUAGAGGACGUUGGCGAGGGUGACCUGCUGGAGGAGGAGUUUGCUAGAGCGACCAAAUUUAUCGAGCACAGUCACGAUCGCUUCGAGCAGAAAGAUUUGCUAAAGUUCUAUGGUUUUUUCAAGCAAGCGACGGUCGGACAAUGCAACGUUUCGAAACCGGGUAUUUUCAAUUUAACUGGACGGAGCAAGUGGUCUGCUUGGAACGAGUUGGGCGAUAUGUCGGAGCAAGAAGCGAUGGAGGGAUACAUUCGGUUUUUAACGCAGUUGCAGCCGGAUUGGGAUCAUUCCACUGAUGGAGAGACGGAUGUUAAAGCAGCGAAAGGAUCCUGGGUUUCCGUUUCAAGCUAUGCGAUAGUAGAGGAAAAAGGAGGUGAAAAAUCGAUUGUUGAUUUUAUCAAGGAAGGCAAUCUGGAGGCAGUAAACGAGAACCUUACUUCGGCUAAAACAAUAAUUAACAAACUUGACGACGAUGGACUGGGAUUGGUUCACUGGGCGGCCGAUCGAGGGAACGUGAACGUUCUUCGCUUGCUGCUUCAAGUGACUGGCUCGGAUGUCAAUCUUAGAGAUUCCGGUGGACAAACGGCACUACACUAUGCCGCAAGUUGUGGUAAUCGGGAUUGUGUUCAGUUACUACUUGACUCGGGGGCCGACCGAAGUUUGCUUGAUAAGGAAGGAGAAUCUUGCUCGGAUGUUGCUUUUGAUGAGGGAAUUAAACAAAUGCUGGUGUGAUUAAA